AUGGCGUCAUCUGCUUUAGCCUCUCCUCUCUGUACGUGGCUUGUGACUACCUGCGCUUCCGUUGCUUUUGAGAAAGACCAGCUUCCUAGUUCCUCUAUGUUUCACUCUCCAAAGAGACUGAGCCAACGGUAUUUGAGGACGUUCUGGAAAGUUGAUAGUAUGCUAUAUGUUGUUGAAUCUAACUUCUGGCAUAAAUGCUUACCAAACUUCAAGCCUAGGGACUAUUUUGCUACAGUUUCAGGCAAUACUCUGGCAGUGGCCUUGAGUCCUGCAAAUGGGGUCAUCACAGAGGAGAAACAACUUGUAAAGCAGCGGCGGGUUGUCGUGACCAGGAUGGGUGUGGUAACCCCUAUUGGUGACAAUCCAGAUGUCUUCUACGAUAAUAUUCUUGAAGGUGUCAGUGGCAUAAGUGAGAUACAGAGUUUUGACUGUUCUCCGUUUCCAACGAUGGAUUCACCAAAACUUUCAAAGAGGGCAGACAAACUCACUCUUUACUCUCUCACUGCUGGGAAGAAAGCAUUAGCAGAUGCUGGCAUCACCGAGGAAGUUCUUGGAAACAACACUGUCAUCGAACUUACCAAAUCCAUUGCCAGUAUAGCAGAACCAAUAUUCGUUGUCCAAAAGAUUUUUCAUGAUGCAAUAGAAGCACUGAAGGUUUCCUACAGGACAAUGAAUCCUUUUUGUUUACCUUUUGCGACAACCAAUAUUGGUUCUGCUAUACUGGCAAUGGAUUUGAGAUACAAGUUUGUCUAUGAGCAGAAGCGGGAUGGGUUUGUUAUUGGAGAUGCUGGGGUUUUGCUCUUAGAAGACCAGUAG
Molecule: messenger RNA, 816 nt
Organism: Carya illinoinensis
Lineage: Eukaryota; Viridiplantae; Streptophyta; Magnoliopsida; Fagales; Juglandaceae
Product: 3-oxoacyl-[acyl-carrier-protein] synthase II, chloroplastic-like
Exons: 6
Coding region: 1-816 (271 amino acids)
Biological process (GO): fatty acid biosynthetic process
Cellular component (GO): chloroplast stroma
Molecular function (GO): 3-oxoacyl-[acyl-carrier-protein] synthase activity
Source: RefSeq, a predicted model, not a curated record